Histoplasma mississippiense is the source of this 870-nucleotide messenger RNA. RefSeq lists its product with no specific name. The transcript has 3 exons. The record is from RefSeq and is a predicted model, not a curated record. Gene Ontology annotation, cellular component: Golgi apparatus. Gene Ontology annotation, molecular function: GDP-mannose transmembrane transporter activity; antiporter activity. Bases 1 to 870 code for a protein of 289 amino acids. NCBI's taxonomy places the organism in Eukaryota, Fungi, Ascomycota, Eurotiomycetes, Onygenales, Ajellomycetaceae.
AUGGCGGACGAUAAGAAGAACGAUAAUUAUGCCAUCGAUAUGGACAAGUUGGAUGCCAAUAACAAACGAUUCGAUGCUCCGCCGCCUUCGCAACCCCGACUCCCUUCAUCACGCUCAUACACAUACAGCUCCGCUCUCCCCGUAUUUUGCUACUGCUGUUCUUCGAUUUUGAUGACUGUUACAAAUAAAUAUGUUCUGUCAGGGACUUCAUUUAACUUGAACUUUCUCCUUCUGUGUGUCCAGUCCCUUGUUUGCGUUGCUGCAAUUCAAACGUGCAAAUCCUUGAAGAUUAUCACCUAUCGGGAUUUUAAUAUAGAUGAGGCAAAGAAAUGGUUCCCAAUUUCUCUCCUCCUCAUCGGCAUGAUAUAUACGGGCACCAAGGCCUUGCAGUUCCUUUCCAUCCCCGUAUAUACCAUAUUCAAAAACUUAACUAUUAUCCUCAUUGCGUAUGGCGAGGUGCUGUGGUUUGGAGGCUCGGUCACUGGCAUGGUGCUUUUCUCGUUUGGCUUGAUGGUUCUGAGUUCCAUCAUUGCGGCGUGGGCAGACAUAAACCAUGCGCUUUCGCAAGUAGGCAUGGAUGCCACAAGCAAAAUUUCAACACUCAACGCUGGAUAUGUCUGGAUGUUGAUCAACUGCCUUUGCACCGCAUCCUACGUUCUUGGUAUGCGCAAGAGAAUCAAGUUGACUAACUUCAAGGACUUUGACACCAUGUUCUACAACAAUCUUCUCUCCAUCCCCAUUAUUUUGGUCGCCUCUCUUGUCGUGGAAGACUGGUCAUCAGAAAACAUCAACUUAAACUCCCUCCAGAGACUCGUAGCCGCAUUAUCAUGGCAAUGGUCUUCUCAGGCAAGUCCUCCGUCCUUUCUUUAA